Molecule: messenger RNA, 808 nt
Organism: Drosophila biarmipes
Lineage: Eukaryota; Metazoa; Arthropoda; Insecta; Diptera; Drosophilidae
Exons: 2
Coding region: 23-718 (231 amino acids)
Cellular component (GO): extracellular region
Molecular function (GO): chitin binding
Source: RefSeq, a predicted model, not a curated record
GCUCCCUCAGUUCCGUUUAAAGAUGCUGCGUCUGCUGAUCUUCCUGGCAGUGAGUAUCCUGGGCUGCCGGACAGAGUGCAAUACCUGCAAUUCGAACUAUGUGUCCUGCAUCUCGCGGACCGAGUUCCAGUUCUGCUCCACCGGAACCACUCCGCUGCCCAUCGGAGACGUGUACACCUGCCCCUCCGGAUACUACUGCUCAGCGGGCACACCUGUUUGCAGCUCCUUGGAGUCCUCUGUAACUUGUCCAGGUUGCAAUACUUGUAGCACUGACAACCGCUUUGCCUGCACCAGCCGAAAUACUUUCGCCUUGUGUCUGGGGCAACCCACCCCCAGCACAUCGAUCGGAGGAAGUUGCGGUACGGAUUUGGUGUGCAGCUUGAGCAACGCAAACAUAUGCGGCAGUCCCGCCACAAAUACAGUGACCUGUUCCGGAUCGGAUUCGGGAACCUGUGGAUCCACGACCAUUUCAAAUGCCACCGAAUUUUGUGAAUCCAUCAAGCAGACGGGGAAAUUUCCCUACGGCAGGGUUACCUCCACCACCUGCAGGCAGUAUGUAAACUGUUAUAUUUCCGCUGGCAUAUAUUAUGGAAACGUGUACACCUGCCCUGGACACACUUACUUUGACAGUACCUCCCACCUUUGCACCACCCAAACGCAGGCCAGGUGCUCGGAUACUGUAUCUUGUUUGUCUCUGAACAGCAGAUUGUUGAUCUAAAGCUAAGAUGUUAAGGGAUAGAUUAUCUUUGUUAUAUUGUCACAGGGGGGAGGGAACCUACAAAUAAAAGAGGUGCAUUACAAAAGCAAA